This is a messenger RNA of Rotaria sp. Silwood2, 837 nucleotides long. Lineage: Eukaryota; Metazoa; Rotifera; Eurotatoria; Philodinida; Philodinidae. The record is from the annotation of a GenBank genome assembly.
AUGAUGAUAAACAUCCUAGUGAUCUGUCUUGCUCUUCUCAUUGGCAAUCUUCGAUUUGUGGUAUGUCAACAGACGAAUUAUAAUUGUGCUGUAAAAGAAUCUCAAGCCAAUACAACAGAAAAAUUGUCGCAACUACGGGCUCGAAUGAAAAGUCUUAGUUUGUAUGCAUACAUUAUCUUCUCUGAAGAUGAACAUCGAAGUGAAUACGUGCAACAGCAGGACACACGGCGAGCAUGGAUAACAGGGUUUUUGGGCCCGGUCAGAUCUGCUGUUGUUACACUUGAUCAUGCUGCACUGUGGAUCGAUGAUCAAUAUUGGGCACAAGCUGAAAACGAACUCGAUUGUGCCAACUGGCUUCUCAUGCGGCAAGGUGAACCGGGUGUACUAGAACUUAGUGACUGGGUAGCCAGCUCACCGGUACAACGUACAAAAGCCGUCAAAAAUCCGACCGAACAAAAGGGCAUGCGUGAUUGUGGUGUUCGGGAUAGUGUAGCACGUGUACGCCAUUUGAUGUGGCUAGAAAAUGAGAUAAAAAACAAUCGUCAAGUCAACGAAACACAAGCAGCAGAACGACUGGAAUAUUAUCAAUCACUAGAAACUUACUUCAAAGAAAUCAGUUUUCUUACUAUUUCGGCAGUUGGUGCCCAUGCGGCAACAAUUCAUUUUCAGCCCAAUGCCGAAACAGCAGCUCAGAUUACCAAAGAUAAAGUGUAUCUACUAGAUGCUGGUGCACAAUAUCUGGAUGGUACGACGGAUGUCACCCGAACACACACAUUUGGCACACCGACUGCCGAAGAGAAGAAAGCAUACACACUAGUUUUACAGGGUAAACACUAG